Molecule: messenger RNA, 1599 nt
Organism: Solea senegalensis (Senegalese sole)
Lineage: Eukaryota; Metazoa; Chordata; Actinopteri; Pleuronectiformes; Soleidae
Product: meiosis-specific with OB domain-containing protein-like
Exons: 14
Coding region: 71-1459 (462 amino acids)
Biological process (GO): resolution of meiotic recombination intermediates
Molecular function (GO): single-stranded DNA 3'-5' DNA exonuclease activity; single-stranded DNA binding
Source: RefSeq, a predicted model, not a curated record
CCCCCAUUUAAAUGGUGGAGAAAAGAAACAGAGCCAUGAAUGGGAUUUAAAUUGUUUGUGAAUCAUCAAAAUGGCUGCUCAAAGCUACAUCGCCAUCUCUGAACUUCAUCCCAGUUUCUCUCAUCUGAAAAUAGCAGGGAUCAUUAUCGGGAAAAGUGAUGUAAAAAGCUUCCCUGACAGAAAAAAAUUUGGUGCAGAAAGAUUCACUUUUGGCUUCACUGUCAAGGACUCGCCCGACUUCUUUGUCAAUGUGACAGCCUGGGGAAGCGACAGUUACGUCAACGGCCUCUCCAACAGCUUCAAUGUCGGAGAUUGUGUCACCAUUGAAAACCCUUUGGUUACCAACAAAGACCCAGAGAAAGGGGAAAAAUUCUGUCCUACGACACCAAGCUUCUGCAAGCUUCUGGUGAGGGAGACAUAUUCCCAGGUGUGUCUGUGUGCUGACGUGGGCACCAUCGACAGGCUGCUGCCACUGAUGCACCUGCCAGUGAAGGACUCCAGAGAUUUCUACUCACUCGGGGACGUUGUGGCCAACGGGCAGCAGCUGGACGGCGCGGUGAUAAAUAUCCUGGCUGCGGUGAAAUCGGUUGGGGAUCCGAAACUUUUCACCACUUCAGAUGGACGCCAAGGCCAGAGGCUGGAAGUGAAGCUCUUUGAUGACUCCGUCCCCUCCUUCCCUCUCGUGUGCUGGGACAGAGAAGCCAUUCAGUUUGCUCAAACAUGGAUACCCAAGGAGACGGUGCUCUUUGUCGCCGACGUCAAGAUCAGCUUUGACAGGUUUCGCAGCGGCAUGGCGGCGAGCGUUAACUCGAAAACCAUUAUCACUGUCAAUCCCGACACGAGGGAGGCCAGUCUGCUGUUCAGCUACGCCAAGGAAGUGUCAGAGUCUGGAGGGCUGGAUCAAGAUGAAAAAACAGAGGAUGUGCCUGUGGACUCCAUCAUUGAUGUGUACACAGUGAGUCAGCUGAAGCAGAAGGCCCAGGAAAGUCCUGACGCUUUCUUUGGCAUCACCUACAGCUUCAUCUCCAAACUGGACCUGGACUCUUCUGUGUCAAAAGUCAUCAGGACUCGCUGCUCCAGGUGUAAGUUCCAGGUGAGUGAAGAUGCUCAGAGCUGCACCAACCAGCUGUGUUCGGGGAGAGAUCAGGUUCUGACGGCCACCACGGGGUUUGACCUGCUGGUGGAUUUCACCGACCACACGGGCACGCUGUCCACCUGCAGCCUCAGAAGUCCUGUGGCAGAGACGACUCUGGGCUGCACAACAGACCAGUUCGCCAGUCUGACUGACGACGAGCGCACCGCCAUGAAGUGGAAAUUUCUCUUGGAGAGAUGCAAAAUCUAUGUCAAAAUCCUGCAGUCCCCUCGGAUGAGGACUGGGAUUAAAGGGGUGGUGGUCGCCUGCUCGCUGGCCGACCCUGGAGAGGUGAAGCAGCACAUGACUGCCCUGUUACGUCUUUGAUACACACACACACAAAACACAUGUAGCCAUUUUAGUUCUCUACUGUUUGGUAAUGUUGGGAUGCCGUAUGUUGCUUGUGUUUUGUAGACACUACAUUAUUUAUUUAUUUAUUAAUGUACUUUUCAAAUCUGUCAAAUAAA